Messenger RNA from Myxocyprinus asiaticus (Chinese sucker), 3499 nucleotides. Its product is annotated as galactosylgalactosylxylosylprotein 3-beta-glucuronosyltransferase 3-like. Gene Ontology annotation, cellular component: Golgi membrane. The record is from RefSeq and is a predicted model, not a curated record. Gene Ontology annotation, molecular function: galactosylgalactosylxylosylprotein 3-beta-glucuronosyltransferase activity. Lineage: Eukaryota; Metazoa; Chordata; Actinopteri; Cypriniformes; Catostomidae. Gene Ontology annotation, biological process: chondroitin sulfate proteoglycan biosynthetic process; carbohydrate metabolic process. The coding region runs from base 271 to 1272 and encodes 333 amino acids. The transcript has 5 exons.
UCGAAGCGGAAGUUGUUGGUAGUGCGCAGUAGAUGAAUGGGAACGAUGUGAUUUAAUGCAGUAGCCUGUAGGAAAAGAAUCACGAAGGAUCGCUUUAAAUUAAUUAAACUCAAAGCGAGCAACAGUUGAAUUGUCGGGUCUUACAGAACAUUAGGGUAGAAUGCAAUCGAUCAACCAACUAAAAUAUGUGUGUGUCGUUGUUAUAAUGCAUUCGCAUGGGUUGUCUCGGUGAUCAUCGCCCUACAUUAGUCUUGAUUUCAGCAGAUCACCAUGAGACUGAGACUGAAGCUCAAGACUGUGUUCGUGCUCUACUUCAUGGUGUCACUACUCGGACUCAUCUAUGCGCUGAUGCAGUUGGGUCAGCGCUGUGACUGUACAGAUCAUGGCAUAUCUAGAGAUCAACAAAUCUCUCAGCUGAGAGGGGAGCUGCAGAAGCUGCAGGACCACAUUAAAACAUCAGAACUGGCAAAAGACACCAAGAAGACUAAUGUGCCUGUUAUUUAUGUGAUAACACCUACAUAUGCAAGGCUGGUGCAGAAGGCAGAGCUCACUCGUUUGUCUCACACCUUCCUCCAUGUUCCUCAGCUCCACUGGAUCGUGGUGGAGGAUGCUCCCCAGCCAACUCCGCUUGUCACAGACUUCCUGGCUUCAUCUGGCUUGACAUACACCCAUCUACACAAGCUGACCCCCAAAGACAGGAAGUUGCAGGAGGGUGAUCCUAGCUGGCUGAAGCCCCGAGGUGCUGAGCAGAGGAACGAGGGUCUGAGCUGGCUUAGGGAGAUGGGUGCAGCCGCUGAGGGAAAGGAAGCGGCCGCCCUUGAGGAUGCUGUGGUAUAUUUUGCUGAUGAUGACAACACGUACAGCUUGCAGCUCUUUGAAGAGAUCCGAUACACACACCGGGUCUCCGUGUGGCCCGUGGGUCUGGUGGGAGGGAUGAAGUUUGAGAGUCCUGUGGUGGAAGAUGGGAAAGUUGUGCGUUUCCACACUGGCUGGCGCCCCAAUCGCCCUUUCCCCAUCGACAUGGCUGGUUUUGCAGUGUCCCUGAGGCUGGUACUGGCCAAUCCCAAAGCCUGCUUUAACGGUGAUGCUCAGAUGGGCUUUCUAGAAAGCAGCUUUCUUCAGCACCUGGUUACUGUGGAGGAGCUGGAACCCAAGGCAGACCUGUGCACCAAGGUACUGGUGUGGCACACCCGAACUGAGAAGCCAAAGAUGAAGAGGGAAGACGCACUACAGAAGCAAGGGUUGGGUUCAGAUCCCGAUGUGGAGGUGUGAGUUCCACCUUCUCAGAACAUGCCUGGACUUCUCCAAACAUACAUGUUGACAACUUCUAGUGUGCCAAACAGAUUUACAGUCUUAUGUAUAUGACAUAACUCUGAGUCACUCUGCUAAUCAACUGUUGUUACUGGGCCACACUUUUUAACACGCACAAAAACACUACAGACUUUGGCCUAAAAGAAUUAGCAAAGGAAGUGAUGAUUCAGCUGAAUACAGGGAGGGAGAGAGAAACAAAGGAAACCACAACUUGCAACCAUUUAUGGAAAUCCAUUUCCACAAAGUGUCACACCCAUAUGCAGUCUUUUUCCUCUAUACUCUUGAACUGUAUCUGAAUUUUUAAAUAGUGUUGAAAUCAAUAAGGUUGUAUUUAUAUCUUUAUGUAUAUAUGCUUAUCAGCCACAACAUUAAAAUCACUGACAGGUGAAGUGAAUAACAUUUUAUUAUCUCGUUACAAUGGCAUCUGUCAAGGGGUGGGAUAUAUAAGGCAGCAAGUGAACAGUCAGUUCUUGAAUUUCAUAUGUUGGAAGCAGGAAAAAUGGGCAAGCGUAAAGAUCUGAGUGACUUUGACAAGGGCCAAAUUGUGAUGGCAGAUGACUGGGUCAGAGCAUCUCCAAAACGGCAAGUCUUAUGGGGUGUUCCUGGUAUGCAAUGGUUAGUACCUACCAAAAGUUGUCCAUGGAAGGACAACCGGUGACAGGGUCAUGGGCACCCAAGGCUCAUUGAUGCACGUGGGAAGCGAAAGCUUGCCCGUCUGGUCCAAUCCCACAGAAGAGCUACUGUAGCACAAACUGCUGAAAAACAUAAUACUGGCCAUGAUAGAAAGGUGUCAGAACACACUGUGCAUUGCAGCUUGCUCAUGCUGACUCCUGUUCACCACCGAAAGCACCUACAAUGGGCAUGUGAGCAUCAGAACUGGACCAUGGAGCAAUGGAAGAAGAUGGUCUGGUCUGAUAAAUCACAUUUUCUUUUAGAUCAUGAUCCGGGUGUGUGUGCGUUGUUUACCUGGGGAAGAGAUGGCAGCAGGAUGCACAAUGGGAAGAAGGCAGGCCAGCGGAGGCAGUGUGAUGCUCUGGGCAAUGUUCUGCUGGGAAACCUUGGGUCCUGGCAUUCAUGUGGAUGUUACUUUGACAUGUACCUCCUACCUAAAAAUUGUUGCAGAUAGCAUACACUUCAUGGCAACGUUAUUCCCUGAUGGCAGUGGCCUCUUUCAGCUGGAUAAUGUGCCCUGCCACAUUGCAAAAAUUAUUCAGGAAUAGUUUGAUGAACAUGACAAAGAGUUCAAGGUGUUGACUUGGCCUCCAAAUUCCUCAGAUCUCAAUCCGAUUGAGAAACUAUGGGAUGUGCUGGACCAAAAAGUCCGAUCCAUGGAGUCUCCAUCUUGCAACUUACAGGACUUAAAGGACCUGCUGCUAAAGUCUUGGUGCCAGAUACCACAGGUCACCUUCAGAGGUCUUAUGGAGUCCAUGCCUCUGGGUCAGAGCUGUUUUGGCGGCACGAGGUGGACCUACACGGUAUUAGGCAGGUGGUUUUAAUGUUGUGGCUGAGCGGUGUGUGUGUGUAUGGUUUACUUGAAAUAUGUGUAUUAUGAUGUAUUAUGUCAAUGCUGGCCAUGUCUCUGUUAAGGAAUGCUGAAGAACAGAAUGCUGUACUUGUCUGUCUCAUCUCUCCUGAUGUCUUGUAGUGUUUGUCUAAUGUUAUAAUGUCAAGCUGUUGUCUUUUGUCUUAAGAUUUAUGUUUGUUUUUCUUUUUCUUCACUGAUAAAUGACGUGGAGGACGGUGACAGUACAGAGGUGAUGUAUAUUUUUAUGAUUAACAAAUUCUUUUGAAUCUAGUCCCAAUGAUGUGAUUUAUCUGACCCUAUGUCAUGUUGUGUACUUUGUGCUGAUAACGCUUCAAGUGACAGUGUGAAGUACAGUGACUCUAUGAUGUCACUUGUAAAACAACAGAUGAAGAAAACAUUCUCAUACUAUGAAAAAUUUUUCAGUUCUUUUGCAGAUCACUAUCUCUGUACUGACGACGCUGUGAAAAUAAUAGAUGAUAAGGUUUUAAUACAGUUUGUCAGAUUCCAUAAGCUCAAAGUUUUUCAUUGUAUUGCUUUAGAGCUCUACAUGUUGUAGGAUAUUAAAGUUGAGGUGUCAAUUCCCCUUGAAGCAUCACUGAGUGUCAGCUUGAUCAUGUUCAAACACAUCCGCUUUUGUUGUAAAUAAAAACGGUUGCCAUUGCU